UUUUGAUGAUGUGAAAGUUUUGGUUUUUGUUUCUUAAAAAAAGGCAUAUUUUUUAUUCUUGAUUCUUGAUUCUUGGUUCUUGGUUCUUGAAGCUUCUUAAGUUCGGUGAUGUCUUCUUCCAACAAUGAUGGUAAUAACAAUGGAGCGUACCCUCUCUCUCUUUACCUUUCUUCACUCUCUGGCCAUCAAGACAUCAUUCAUAAUCCAUACAACCAUCAGUUAAAAGCAUCUCCGGGCCAUAUGGUAUCAGCAGUUCCUGAAUCUCUGAUCGAUUACAUGGCGUUUAACUCAAACAAUGUUGUGAAUCAUCAAGGCUUUGAGUUUCCUGAGGUGUCCAAGGAAAUCAAGAAGGUGGUGAAGAAGGACCGACAUAGCAAGAUUCACACGGCACAAGGGCUUAGAGACAGGAGGGUUAGGCUUUCUAUUGGGAUUGCUCGCCAAUUCUUCGAUCUUCAGGAUAUGUUGGGGUUUGAUAAAGCCAGUAAAACGUUAGAAUGGCUGCUCAAUAAAUCAAGAAAAGCCAUCAAAGAGGUCGUACAAGAAAAAAAUCUCAACAAUGAUGAUGAAGAUUUUGGAAACAAUGGAGGCGAUGUGGAAGAAGAGGAGGAGGAGGAGGAAGAUGGCGAUAAGAGUUUUUUGUAUGGUUCAAGCCCCGAUUCCUGCGGAGAAAAACUGGUAUGUGAGGUCAAGAAGGCAGAGAAGAGAAAGAAGAAGAGUGAAGUGAGCAACAUGUCAUCAGAGGGAUCAAGAGCCAAAGCUAGAGGAAAAGCAAAGGAGAUGGCCUAUGACCAUCCGGAAACCGUCUCAGAUAUCACACAAUCUGAAAUCAUGGACCCAUUCAAUAGGUCUAUAAUCUUUAAUGAAGGAGAAGGCAUGACACAUUCUUUCUACAAUGAAGCAAUCGAAGAGUUUGAUAUUCAAGAAUCUAUCUUAACCACGAGAAGGUUCAAUCUACCGGCGAAUAUGGGUGAAAGUUACAAUCAAUGUAACGGGACAUUUAUGUUGAUAGAUCAAGGUUCUACCAGCAACUACAAUGCCAUUGAUCUGCCUCAAAUUUUGGAUUAUAACUAUGAUCAAAACCCUUUUGUUGACCAAAGCUUUUGUGCAGUCACCGACACGAAUUUCCCUAGAGGGUUCCCAUAAAUCUUAGUAUUUUCGAAGGACUAGGCGGCUGACUAGGCAUCAAAUUAAAACAUGUAAGCCAUCCUUUACUCCUCUUGAAUGUAUACUAAAUCUGUAGUUAUAUGUGUUCUUUUUAGCAUAUUUAUGUUGCUUGAUCUUUUGUGCCAUUGAUAAAAAUUUCUUUUUUAAAAGAUUCAAUGUGUGUACCUUUAAAUGUCUUAAUUAGCUACAAUUUUCAUAUGGUAUUGUAAGUUUGUAACCUGUAAAGUAUUUUGAAGAUGAAUAAAUGAUGGGACAUGAUUUAUAUAUGUGGUGAUCCUAGUCCAAUCCAAGAUUCAUACUUUGAGUAUGCACAAUACACACAAGAAUCUUUCAGAGUAAGCCAUAUUUUGUUUGAUGUUUAAGAUAGAGCUGAUCCAUAUUAGAAUGUGUACCUCAAACCCUAAAUUUCAUAUUAAAACAAAUAUGCAUGAUCAUGAUGAUAAAUGUUGAGGAUCAUGUAUAAAUGUACACACGUGUAUUGUAUGAUAUAGUACUUUGCAAAUUGAAGUGAAACUGAGCUUUAGUCUAUGUACUGUGGAGACAUCCCUGUCUUGGUGUGUCUAUUUGAGUCUUCGGUUUUGAUUUGGCCAUCCAAAUAUGAGGAGGAUGGAUCUUUUUACCUUUUAUAUUAUUGUCUAUAAAACAUGUAUAGGUUAGUUAAUUAGUACUUUUUUUUUUUUGAGUAAUGUUUGAUUAAUUUACAUUGCAAAUUGAAGUGAAUUAAACUGAGAAUUAGUGUGUACGUAGAACGUGGAGGUUAUGUCUAUUUGAGUCUUUGGUUGUGAUUUGGCCAUCCAGGUAUGAGGAGAAUAUAUAUCCUACUUUCGUAUUAUUGGCUAUAAGAUAUAAAUACAUAUAUAUUUGUGUAUAUAUCCUCUUACACGGAGGAUAUUUUGCAAUGAUGAUUUUUGAAGCCAAAUGUUAGUUGGGUUUUUUGGGUUUUGAAGUUUGGGUUUUUGGAAAAGAUGAUUGCUACUUACAUUUUCGAGUAAGAUUUGUUUAAGGCUUCUUAGGUUAAACUCCUUUGACUAGCUAGAGAUGUCAACACAUUUUAAUUUGAUUUUAAUAGUCAACAAGAGAAAACUCAAUGCUUUGAAAUGAUAUAAGUAUAGUAGCUUAUAUAUUACGUACUAUUCACUUAUAUAGUAAAUCAGAUACAUGGAUCAAUUCAGUCACUACCAAUUUGUUUUGAAUUAGAAAUCCUCAAAACUGAAUAGCUAUGAUAGUCCAAACUCCAAACAC
Molecule: messenger RNA, 2406 nt
Organism: Arabidopsis lyrata subsp. lyrata
Lineage: Eukaryota; Viridiplantae; Streptophyta; Magnoliopsida; Brassicales; Brassicaceae
Product: transcription factor TCP1
Exons: 2
Coding region: 109-1143 (344 amino acids)
Biological process (GO): regulation of secondary shoot formation
Cellular component (GO): nucleus
Molecular function (GO): sequence-specific DNA binding; DNA-binding transcription factor activity
Source: RefSeq, a predicted model, not a curated record